UGCAUUGUUGUUAACGCUUACUCAUCACACCAAAAACUCCCACCCCACCCACCGUUCCUCCCUUACUCCCUUCAUCACCGUUCACUCUCACUAUUUUCCAACCAUCGAGCGGCUAUAAAUAAGCCCACUCUCUACUCCCUCUAAUGGCAUCUUCCUCUCUCUCUGCGUCCACCUUCUCAUCCUCUGUGCGAAGACUGUGUAGACCGUACGCUCAGCUAAUCUCACCUCAGGUAGCAUUUAACCUCAAGAGAGUCGAUUACUCCACUGGAGUGAGACCCGGGGCUUCGGCUGUUCUCGCAACAGAAUCCAGGAGAUUUGAUUGCAGAACGAAGGCGUCGUUCAUGGCUGGGAUUACGACGGCGACGACCGCUGGAAAGAAGAAAGAAGUGGAGAUUUUUGAGUCGGAGGAGGCUCUGGCGGUGUCUCUGGCCAAAUAUACGGCUGAUCUAUCUGAAAAGUUUUGUAAAGAAAGAGGCUGUUUCACUGUCGUUUUGUCUGGUGGUUCUCUCAUCAAGUCUCUCAGGAAGCUAUUGGAACCUCCUUACAUUGAUUCGAUAGAAUGGUCGAAAUGGCAUGUUCUAUGGGUGGAUGAGAGAGUGGUCCCUAAGGAUCAUGUUGACAGUAACUACAAACUUGCAUAUGAUGGAUUUCUAGCUCAGGUGCCAAUUCUUCCUGGUAAUGUUUAUGCCAUAAAUGAUGCCCUAUCAGCUGAGGGUGCAGCCGAAGAUUAUGAAACCUGUAUUAAACAUUUGGUUAAUAUGAAGGUGGUAGAAGCAUCAUCAGCAAGGGGGUUUCCAAAGUUUGAUCUCAUGCUUUUGGGUAUGGGUCCAGAUGGACAUGUAGCUUCUCUUUUCCCUGGACAUCAGCUUUGUAAUGAAAAUGAGAAAUGGGUUACCUGCAUUAAGGACUCACCAAAACCACCUCCAGAGAGAAUUACCUUUACUUUCCCUGUGAUAAACUCGUCUGCAUAUAUUGCCCUUGUGGUGUGUGGUGCAGGUAAAGCUGAUGCAGUGCAAAGGGCAUUGGGAAAGGAUCAAAAUUCUGAUGUGCUGCCUGUUCAAAUGGUUUCACCUGAAGGGGAGUUGAAGUGGUUUUUGGACAAAGGCGCAGCUUCAAAGCUGUAGAAAGGAAAGCGACUCAACAUUUUGAGUUUGUCCAAAUAAUAACACUGAUACCAUUUGUGUGGUUUAUCAAUAGAUGUACUACUACUAUGUCUUGUAAUCAAGGAUUAGCAAGCUUUCCUCCCUGUGCAAACUGUGAACCCAAAAUAAAAGUGUUUUGAAUGAAAUGUAGUUUUCUGAUGGAA
Hevea brasiliensis (rubber tree) is the source of this 1306-nucleotide messenger RNA. Its product is annotated as probable 6-phosphogluconolactonase 4, chloroplastic. Gene Ontology annotation, biological process: pentose-phosphate shunt; carbohydrate metabolic process. Bases 144 to 1124 code for a protein of 326 amino acids. The transcript is spliced from 3 exons. Lineage: Eukaryota; Viridiplantae; Streptophyta; Magnoliopsida; Malpighiales; Euphorbiaceae. Gene Ontology annotation, molecular function: 6-phosphogluconolactonase activity. The record is from RefSeq and is a predicted model, not a curated record.